GCAAGAUUUAUUUGACAAUUCACUAAUGGGCGCUAGGUUUUAUACGAGUAUUGAAUCCAAUAUACGGCCCGUAAAACACAAACUGAAGGCAUCGGCGCUUCAAUUCAUGUAUUCAAUGGAUAUAACAUCUGAUUGUUUGGACUCAUUGUUCACAUGGUUUGAAGCCCUAAAGCGAAAUGAGUUGUGGGCCUAUCAAAGAUUGUACGAUAUGAGUUUGCAAAUUUAUUUGGCCCAAUUGUACAACACUACA
Messenger RNA from Medioppia subpectinata, 250 nucleotides. The record is from the annotation of a GenBank genome assembly. NCBI's taxonomy places the organism in Eukaryota, Metazoa, Arthropoda, Arachnida, Sarcoptiformes, Oppiidae.